AGUAUCCCCGGGAAUUGAAGCGUCUUCCGCCAGCAUGUCAGCCGCCAUCUUGUAACGCUGUGGAGGAGAAGAGCAGCAGAUAUGGCGGACUACAGCAGCGUGGCUCCCCCGUCCUCCGGCGGCGGAAUGAAUGAUGCUUUUAAAGACGCCCUUCAGAGAGCGCGACAGAUCGCAGCGAAAAUAGGCGGCGAUGGCGUUGCAGCACCAUCAACGGGCGAUUUCGGCUACGGAGGCCAGAAAAGGCCCCUGGAGGACGCUGGUGGGUAUUUUCCCAUGCCUAACCUGAAUAUCGACCAACCAGAGACGAAGAAAGUGGCAACCAAUGAUGCUUUUUCUGCCAUGGGAGGAAUUGGUGGCCCCUCGAGGUCAGCAUCAGAAGAAUACAAGGUUCCUGAUGGAAUGGUUGGAUUUAUUAUUGGAAGAGGCGGUGAACAAAUAUCACGUCUGCAGCAGGAGUCCGGGUGCAAAAUACAGAUUGCUCCUGACAGUGGAGGCAUGCCUGAUAGAUCAGUGACAUUGACAGGACCACCAGAAUCCAUCAUGACAGCAAAGAGGUUGCUCCAGGAGAUUGUUGAGAAGGGGCGACCAGCCCCAGCGUUCCAUCACAGCGAUGGCCCAGGCAUGACCGUUCAGGAGAUUAUGGUUCCUGCCUCAAAAGCUGGCUUGGUCAUUGGGAAGGGAGGCGAGACCAUCAAGAGCCUUCAGGAAAGGGCGGGAGUGAAGAUGGUCAUGAUCCAAGAUGGCCCCCAAAACACAGGCGCAGACAAACCUCUCCGUAUUUCAGGAGAGCCAUUUAAAGUUCAGCAAGCUAAAGAGAUGGUGAUGGAGCUAAUCAGAGAACAGGGCUUUAGAGAGCAGAGGGGCGAAUACGGCUCCAGGAUCGGAGGGGACAGCUUAGACGUUCCUGUUCCUCGGUUUGCGGUUGGAAUUGUCAUUGGCAGAAAUGGAGAGAUGAUCAAGAAAAUACAGAGUGACACGGGCGUCAGGAUCCAGUUUAAACCAGAUGAUGGCAGUGCACCAGACAGGAUAGCACAGAUCAUGGGUCCUCCUGACCAGGCUCAGCAUGCAGCAGAAAUCAUUACGGACCUGCUGAGGAGUGUCCAGGCUGGAGGUCCUCCUGGUCACGGUGGCGGAAGAGGCCGAGGACGUGGGCAGGGCAAUUGGAACAUGGGUCCGCCUGGUGGCCUGCAGGAGUUUACCUUCACUGUUCCAACCAUGAAGACUGGCCUCAUCAUUGGAAAAGGUGGUGAGACCAUUAAAUGCAUCAGCCAACAGUCAGGAGCCAGGAUUGAGCUGCAGAGGAACCCUCCACCAAACUCAGACCCCAAUGUUAAAAUGUUCACAGUCAGGGGCUCCCCCCAGCAGAUAGACUACGCCAGACAGCUGGUGGAGGAGAAAAUUGGGGGACCUGUUACUCCAAUGGGUGGCCCACAUGGUCCUCCUGGUCCACAUGGAGGUCCAGGCCCACAUGGUCCUCCUGGACCACCAGGACCUCCUGGAGCUCCGAUGGGUCCAUACAACCCUGGACCUUACAACCAAGGACCCCCAGGACCACAUGGUCCCCCAGCUCCAUACCAGCCUCAGGGGUGGGGCAAUGGCUACCCGCACUGGCAACAGGGACAGCCUGACCCAAGUUCAGACAAAGCAGCAGCUGAUGCAAAUGCUGCAGCGUGGGCAGCCUACUACGCCCAGUAUGGUCAACAACCUCAGGCUCCAAUGACCCCCACCAGUGGAGCACCAGGCACGACUCAGUCCAAUGGUCAAGGUGACCCACAGGCUGCAGGUCAGAGUGGACAGGCAGAUUACACCAAGGCCUGGGAGGAUUAUUACAAGAAAAUGGGUCAACAGAGUCAACAACCUCAGGACUACACUAAAGCUUGGGAGGAGUACUACAAGAAACAAGGUCAAGCUGCUCCUCAGCCGGCGGCACCAGCAGCUGCGGCCCCAGCCACCCAGGCCGGUGGCCAACCAGACUAUAGCGCCGCCUGGGCCGAGUACUACCGGCAGCAGGCGGCUUACUAUGGCACAGGCAAUCCUCAGACCAUGGGUGCAGCACCACAAGCCCCUCAGGUACGCCCCCUCCUUCGAGAUUAGAAUGUGCAUGGAAUGGUCCAUGAUUGCUUCCUAACCUCCUUGCCCCCGCAGGCUGUUACAGGGUUCCAGUGAGUGCAGCUGCAACGUGGCACUUUUUAACCCAAACUUUCCUUCCUAAACAGGACAUGAGCUGUUUAUUUUGGGAGUCCACUGUUUCCGCUGUUAACAUGCAAUGUAUCUUCUAUGUAUUUCUCCUGCACAGGGCCAGUAAUGUGAAGUGGACAUAAAGUAAAUGCUUCAUUGUCGAAACAAAUCCUUUUGUUAAAUGUUUGGAUGCUGACGCCUUGAUGAAGAUCUUAAAUUUCCUUGGUUUGAAAGUGUUUGACAUAGAUGGCAGAUUACCCGGCGAGCACGACCUCCACAUUUAUUUUCUUUUUCUCUCUUGUAAAUGCUUUGUUUUUAGUGCGGUAACUCUUCAUGUGGUCAUUCCAGCCAUGUAUCUACAUUCAAUGUGGUUAGAAGUCAUGUUCAUUCUUAAACUGUAGACAUUACCAUGUAAAUCAUCUCAGUUUUAAAAAUGCUAUUGCCUGUUGUGUUUUUGCAAUAAAACAAACUGAAACCUCCUGUGUGGGUAAGUGGGCAUCACCUUAGAGAAAUGGGGGUAUGUUUGUCUUUUUUUGAAGGUGGGGGGGGCGGCUUAGAAAUGUUAGCAGGGCCGUGUGUGGGUUUUCAAUGUGGUUGACACAAAGUGAUCCUGUCCUGUUUCUCUCCAACUGUCUAUAAGACACUCCAUGUGUUUUUUUGUUGAACCUUCCAUGCUUUGACUUGAAUCUGUAGCCAGACGUCAGAACAGGAAGUGAUCCAUAUUACACAAACUGCGGUGCGGUGGUACUCUUUGUUGACAUGGUGGCGCUAGUAUGUUUGUUUUGCCUUGAUAUAGACACUUCCUCCUCCACAGGCAAGUGUAGACGAGCGGUAAGCAAGUAUUUUUGUACUUUGUUGCUCAGAGGAUAAACGUGCUGCCUGUUUUAGUGUCCCUAUUUUUGUGUUUUUUUUCCUCUAGGACAGUCAGGUAAAUUUGCCGCUGUAUGACAUUGAUGCAUUGAAACUUUCUGACUGUAAACUAAUGUACGUUUUUUUUUAAACAUGUUUUAUGAUAAAAAAAAAAUGCAAAAAACAAA
Messenger RNA from Dunckerocampus dactyliophorus (ringed pipefish), 3215 nucleotides. It is a transcript of the gene fubp1, whose product is annotated as far upstream element (FUSE) binding protein 1. NCBI's taxonomy places the organism in Eukaryota, Metazoa, Chordata, Actinopteri, Syngnathiformes, Syngnathidae. Gene Ontology annotation, molecular function: mRNA binding. The record is from RefSeq and is a predicted model, not a curated record. Gene Ontology annotation, biological process: regulation of DNA-templated transcription. Bases 82 to 2094 code for a protein of 670 amino acids. The transcript is spliced from 19 exons. Gene Ontology annotation, cellular component: cytoplasm; nucleus.